CUUACCGCUAAUGUCUCUCUCUUUCUACUACAUCCUCCUCCUCUCCUUCCUCCCUUCUCUCUCCGCCGAUGACUCAUGCUCCUCCUACACCUUUUCAACCGAUGAAACAUUCGCCUCAUGCAUCGACCUUCCCCAUCUAAACGCCGCCCUCCACUGGACAUAUGCGCCAAAGCCUGGCACCCUUCGUGCUGCCUUUCGUGCUUCACAGGUUCGACAUGGAUGGGUGGCAUGGGGUAUCAAUCCUAUCGCGAUGAAGAUGGUUGGCACACAGGCCCUUGUUGCCUUUCGUCACUCGAAUGGUAGCAUGAUUUCCUAUGGCACAUCAAUCGACAGUUAUGCACCGUUAAUGUCGCCAAGGGAGCUAACCCUGCCUAUUUAUAACUUGUUGGCUGAGUAUGUGAAUAAUGAGAUGAUUAUAUAUGCUACUUUAGGGUUGUGGAAUACUAGCGAGCUGAAUGUUGUAUGGCAAGUUGGGGAUAAAGUGGAAAAGGAUUUGCCGCAAAGGCAUGAAAUUUCUGGUGAGAAUUUGAAGUCUGUGGGAACAAUAAGCUUUGGUUGAUCAAGUCAUGUAAAACUUUGCUUGUAUUUGUUUGGGUAUUUGGUGUGAGA
Molecule: messenger RNA, 609 nt
Organism: Dendrobium catenatum
Lineage: Eukaryota; Viridiplantae; Streptophyta; Magnoliopsida; Asparagales; Orchidaceae
Product: cytochrome b561 and DOMON domain-containing protein At5g48750
Exons: 1
Coding region: 11-559 (182 amino acids)
Source: RefSeq, a predicted model, not a curated record